Onthophagus taurus is the source of this 1331-nucleotide messenger RNA. RefSeq lists its product as uncharacterized. NCBI's taxonomy places the organism in Eukaryota, Metazoa, Arthropoda, Insecta, Coleoptera, Scarabaeidae. The record is from RefSeq and is a predicted model, not a curated record.
AGUCAUCAUUGAGAUUCAAGGUACAAAAUAUUAAAAGAUGACAGCGAUCUACGUGCUUGAAAUGGAAGUUACUGGUAUUCUUUCUUUAUAUUGCUGCGAUUUAAAGGUGGGGAAGUCUCCUCCUCACCACUUUUACUUGUACAAGAGUCAAUUUCACCGUUGGUGGGAUCGUCAAAGGCCGAAUAUAUUUGUAGUGUUUUAAUAACAGUGGUUUCACAUUGAAGAAAAAUAUUUUAAAAUAAUGAUAAAUUCUUCAGAUAAAUGCCACGCAAGUGAAUUCGUCGAUAAUCUUUUAAAUAAAGGAGGAACAAUACGCUGUGAUGAAACCAAUGAGGAAUUUAACAGAUUUGAAAUAUUACCGGAAUAUUUCGACGAAGAAAAAUUUAAAUGUGGGCAAAAUUUUUUUUAUAAACAUCUCUAUGCAAUGUUUUUCGCAAAAAUUCUUGGGUUAACAACAAUUCUUUCAGUACCCGAUUUAGCGCAAAUUUUAAAAUUUACUAAAAUGUCUAGUGAACCACUUUCCGCUUAUAAACGAUAUUUAUCAACCGUUUUUCAUAUGGUAGCUUGGUACGAUCAUGAUUUUCAACCAAAUUCAAAAGUUUGGAAAUCAAUAGAAAAAGUCCGCUUUAAACACAAUUCAGCAAGUAAAAGAUGUUGUUCGGCAGGUUUUUCAAGUAUCUCUCAAAAAAACAUGGCUUUAACCCAAUUCGGUUUUAUGGGAUUUGUUAUUUCUGAAACGGAAACUGUUGGAAUUUACAACGCGUCUAAACAAGAAUUGGAAGGUUUUAUUCAUAUUUGGAGAAUAGUAGGAUAUUUAAUGGGAAUGGAAGAUCGUUUUAAUAUCUGUAGGGAUUCUUUGGAAGAAACCAAAGGAAUUUGCCACGAAUUAAUUCGAAGGGUUUUUCGCGAAGAAGUCCGCCGACAACACCAGGAUUAUUUAAGUUUAACUUCGGCUUUAAUAAAUGGAAUGUGGUGUAUGAUGCCAGUUAUGAAUCAUCACGUUUUUUUGUAUUUUAUAAACGAAAUUGUUUGUAAAGAUAGAUAUUUACCAGAAAAUGGUAAUAAUAACGAAAUUAAUAAUGAUUUUAAACCCUACGUUUUAAAUGCGUUUCAAAAAUUUUAUUUAUUUUGUUUAACAACUUUUUUUUCUUUGAUGAGGUUUACUUUAUUUAGAAUAAUUCACGUUUAUAACAUGUAUGUUGUAUUUUGGUUAAUGCAUAACUUCCCAUUUUUAGCUUAUUAUAAAUAUGGAAAGAAAAAUUCUCACGUUGAGAUAUUUGAUUAAUUUUUUAUAAACAAAUUUGGGUGAAUAAAAUAAGAGUUCAAAUAUA